AUGUCUUCUGUUAAUGUCCCACACUGCACUCCGUUCCAAGGAGAGGAAUGGGCUGCCUACGGGCAGACUGUGGAGCAGCAAAUUGCCGGGGAAGGACGACGACUCCAGCCGACGCUCCAGUACAGCCUGGAGAAGCUGGACAUGGUCCAGAAGUACAAGGUGCAGUUGAAAGUGGAACAGGUCGGCGAGCAUAAGUAAGUUCAUUUUGAAUUCAAUGAAAGAGUCUGUAACUACUAAAUUACAGAUACAAGUUCAACGAGAUGGUCAAGGAUUGGGUGGAGCACUGCCGCCUGGAGCAGUCUGACCUGCAGGCCGCGCAGAUCGUCGAGCAUCCGGACGGCUGGAAGACGGGAAUGGAGUGGCUGGGGGAGACUUGCGACUUCUCCGCACUCUUCAUCACUAACAAGCCGGGCUGCACCAAGAAGUUGCACGUGUUUGUGAACGCGCUCCGUAAGUACGUCGUGUCCGUUGUGAUCAUUUCUGAAUAUGGGACGUCGUAUACGUUCCAGUUUGAGAGUCAAACAUUCGUGGUCGUCUCUAAUUAUGUAAGUGUUUGAGUUUCCCUUCCACCAAAUCAUUCAUUCCAUUUCCAGAGCCAGCAAUUCAAGGCGAAGAAGGCAGAGUUGAAAGCGGCGAAGAGUGCGGAGAAUCCGAGCAGAGCACAGAAGAGACCGUCGGAGAGAACUGCGGAGCCGAAGAGAAAGCAAAGGAAGGUAUGUGCUGAUGAAAGUGAGCAGGUUCAGGUGCAACAAGAGCAGCAGGCUCCGUCGGAGGUGAGUUCUAAUGCUCCGUUUCAGAUGAACCCAUUCGAGCAGAAUGAUCCGGAAGGAGACAACGUUGAAUGGGUGCAGAUUGAGGAGGAUGAGGUCGUGCCGGAGGAUCAGGAAGAAGACAACGUUAUCUGGGUGCAGGUGGACGAGGAUGGAGUGGUGCCCGAGGAUCAGGAAGGAGACAACGUUGAAUGGGUGCAAAUAGAGGAAGAUCAGGUGGUGCCGGAGGAUCAGGAAGGAGAUAACGGUAUCUGGGUGCAGGUGGACGAGGAUGGAGUGGUGCCCGAGGAUCAGGUGUUCUAUGACUACCUCCCAGUGGAGCAGCAGGAGGUGGGUGAUAAUGUUCCGUUGCAGCAGUACCCAUCCGAGAACAAUGAUUCUCAUGGGCAACAAGUGCUCAUUCAAGAGCAGAUCGAAGAUGAGCAAAUUUUUAGAGACUUCUUCUACACCCCAGACCAACAGCAAUGGAACAACCAAGUGGAGAACGUGGAGAACGUGGUUCCACACCAGGUAAGCACUACUGUCCCAUUGCAGAACUAUGAAUCCACGGGUAAUGCUGCUCAUAACCAGCAAGGAGCACGUGUUCAAGGACAGCAUGUGCCCAGGUAUGAGCAAGUUCGCAAUGCCGAGCAGUAUCCGCUUCAGCAGCCGCAUCAAUCGAUCGCUCAUCCUCAAGGAGCGAAUGUGAUGCCGUCCCAGGUGAGUGCAAAUGCACCAUUUCAGAACAACUGGCACGUGGAGCAACAUUAUCAACAACAUAAUAAUGGCUACCAAGGACAGAGCGGAAGCGUCGAGAAUCAGCAGAUGCCGACUUCUCCAGGGACGAAUGGCCAUUGGAAUCCGGAACCGAGGCAUCCACAUUAA
Messenger RNA from Caenorhabditis sp. 36 PRJEB53466, 1634 nucleotides. Lineage: Eukaryota; Metazoa; Nematoda; Chromadorea; Rhabditida; Rhabditidae. The record is from the annotation of a GenBank genome assembly.